AUGAGCAUUGUUUUGGAUCCCAGGGAAGGAAGCCGUUUUAUGUUUUGGUGUGACUAUGCAUACCAUCCUUCUAUAAAAAGAGCUGGAAUGGAUGGAACCAACAUAACGGUGAUUGUAUCUGAGAAAAUCAAAUUUAUCACUUCCCUGACCAUUGAUUACCCAAAUCAAUAUCUCUACUUUGUUGACAAAGAUUUGGAUUUUAUUGAUUUCUGCGAUUAUAAUGGAAAACAUCGGCAACGUGUGUUAUCAAGUUACAGUCUUCUUCAGAAUCCUCGUGGUUUGACAGUGUUAGAGGAUCGUGUUUAUUGGAUUGAUCGAGGUACAAAUGUGAUUUAUCACUGCAAUAAAUUCAGGUGUGACAGAAAGAAGAUAAUCAGUUCUCAUUUCCGCACACUUCAAGAUAUUGUUAGUUAUUCUAAAGUGAGACAACCAUCAAGUUCUAAUCCUUGCUUCCAGUCUUCGUGUAGCCAUCUAUGUCUGCUGUCUCCAUUAAAUCCAGGGUAUAAGUGUGCUUGUCCGAUUACAAUGCAACUUGACAAUGACGGGAGAAAAUGUGUUACAUGUAAGUACUAA
Messenger RNA from Acanthosepion pharaonis, 573 nucleotides. Lineage: Eukaryota; Metazoa; Mollusca; Cephalopoda; Sepiida; Sepiidae. The record is from the annotation of a GenBank genome assembly.